Molecule: messenger RNA, 1230 nt
Organism: Aspergillus pseudoviridinutans
Lineage: Eukaryota; Fungi; Ascomycota; Eurotiomycetes; Eurotiales; Aspergillaceae
Exons: 2
Coding region: 1-1230 (409 amino acids)
Source: RefSeq, a predicted model, not a curated record
AUGGGUCAGCUCUCGUCUUUCGUGAGAUCUUCUGGCGCAGACACAUCACUUGGGACUCCACGUCUUACUCUUACUUUGGAAGGAAAACCAUUUCUCGAUCUCGACUCUGAUACGUCAUACUCCCUCGUCAUCAAGAUCACGCGGGAUGAAGAUGAUUCCCAGACACAACCAUGCAUCAUUCACUGGGACCCUAUUGAGGAUGCAUUUGGCCAGCCGGGUAUAAUGCUAGUCCGUUCUAAUUACGACUUCACGGAGGACCGGGGACCUGUUCAAGUCGACUCUAACCAGUUACGGGAAAAAUCCCUCCACCCAAGGAAGGUAUCCCUGUCUGACCCGUGCUUCAAACAACUGUACCCAGGCUCCAGCGUCUUUUGGGAGCUGGACUUGCCGCCUGCCUACUUCGAUUCCUUCCAACCAGGAGGCGAUUACAGAAUCCGCUGGGUAGGCGGACGAAUCUCUUUGUGGGACUGGGGCACAUUAGCGCAGCACAACGGCCGCAUGCUCGGCCCCAAAUCCCCCGCAGUGGUCCUACCGGGCGGGCCAGAACAGCUACUGACCAUUAACGAUGUUGAAACCGAUAUAGAAGAAGAGAUACCACUGUUGCCGCCUUCGCCCGCGCCCGUUUUCGCAUCUGCCAGGAUGAGUGGCGCCCCGGUCUUCAGCCUCACCAUCGCAGGACCUGCUACGCUAUCGAUGAGAGAUCGCAAUUCACGGGGUGGACUACGCUAUCCGGUCACAAUGACACUCUCGUAUGACGCAGCUCCGGAUGGCUUAGACGGAAAGCCGGUCACAUUUCAUACGUACAUAUUCAAAAAUAUCGAUGAUCGACAGGGGGGUUUCAGGCUCUACUUUAGAAAACAAGGGGACGACGACUGGACCUCACAGGAACUUCCGGUCAUCUUUACGCACCACAUGUACAGAUUUUCCGAGUGCAUCCCGGUAAAUGUUGGCCGCAACGACAAGUAUGAAUUUGCGGCCUUGGUGCCUGGUGAGUCGUGGUCAUUCACACGGGAGGUGACUCAUUUCCCGAAGGAUGCAGCGCCUGGUGAUGAAUUCCGGUACAGGUUUAAGGGUACGCAGCUUGACUGGUGGGAUUGGGGACACUUUCGAGAUCAUGAAAAUACCGUGGUGGGGAUUGAAUACAAAGUCCGCGAUCCGAAAGAUAACGGGGGUCGGCCUGCGCUUGUGGUGCCGGCUAGUAAUUGGGUCGAGUUUACAGUGGCUGAAUGA